Messenger RNA from Paraglomus occultum, 223 nucleotides. Lineage: Eukaryota; Fungi; Glomeromycota; Glomeromycetes; Paraglomerales; Paraglomeraceae. The record is from the annotation of a GenBank genome assembly.
GGAAUGUAGACAACUUGCUGGCGCGGCUGAUGUGAUAACGCGGGCGGUACAGGACGAGAUGAUGCAGUCAGAUACCGGGAAAUGUAGAAACAUCAGUUUCAGUAAUUCAAACAUGAAGACGGACGUGUUGGAAGAAGUUUCCUCAAAAUAUACAGUUUUAUGGCGCGUACCGGUUGGCUGUCAUGACAUGAAGAUUGAUAAGGGAAAGGAAUUGGAAAAUUGA